Messenger RNA from Andrographis paniculata, 1884 nucleotides. RefSeq names its product 1-aminocyclopropane-1-carboxylate synthase 3-like. The transcript is spliced from 4 exons. Gene Ontology annotation, biological process: biosynthetic process; amino acid metabolic process. The record is from RefSeq and is a predicted model, not a curated record. Gene Ontology annotation, molecular function: transaminase activity; pyridoxal phosphate binding. NCBI's taxonomy places the organism in Eukaryota, Viridiplantae, Streptophyta, Magnoliopsida, Lamiales, Acanthaceae. Bases 244 to 1659 code for a protein of 471 amino acids.
UUCUUUCUCUCUCUGAAUAUGUAUAUAUACCCACGUCGCUGCAUAACAAUUCUCACAAGUCUCCAGUCUUCUUUCUCUCCUACUACAUUAUUAUUCAUACACAUAUUUCUCUCUCCAGCUACAAACCUGCGAGCACUGGAUUUUUGACGUCAUUUCAACUGUUGAUAUAUAUAUAUAGCAGCAAAGCUAAGUGAGUAAUAAUUAAUUAAUAGUGUCUCAGGAUCGAUCGAAGAAUCAGGAAAAAUGACGCUGUCGAAGAAGGCUACCUGUAAUUCUCAUGGCCAAGAUUCUUCCUACUUCCUGGGAUGGCAGGAGUACGAGAAGAACCCCUACGAUGAGGUUCGAAACCCCAACGGGAUUAUCCAGAUGGGGCUUGCCGAGAAUCAGCUGUCGUUCGAUCUGCUGGAAUCAUGGCUGGCAGAAAACCCCGACGCCGCCAGCUUCAAGAAAAAUGGAGAUUCCAUUUUCAGGGAGCUUGCUCUUUUCCAGGAUUACCAUGGUCUUCCUGCUUUCAAGAAUGCACUGGCGCAAUUCAUGGCAGAAAUCCGAGGAAACAAAGUCAACUUUGACCCCAACAAACUGGUGCUCACUGCCGGCGCCACGUCAGCCAACGAGACACUCAUGUUCUGCCUCGCUGAGCCCGGCGAGGCCUUCCUCCUCCCCACCCCAUACUACCCUGGCUUCGACCGAGACCUGAAAUGGCGGACCGGAGUCGAAAUCGUGCCGAUUCAGUGCAGCAGCUCGACCGGGUUCCGGAUCACGGCGGCGGCUCUGGAAGACGCCUACAAAUCGGCCCAAAAACGGAACCUCAAAGUGAAGGGCGUCCUGGUGACGAACCCAUCGAACCCGGUCGGGAUCACCCUGAACCGGGCCGAGCUGAACCUCCUGGUCGACUUCGCCGACGCCAAGGGCGUCCACCUCAUCAGCGACGAGAUCUAUUCCGGCACCGUCUUCGACUCCCCCAGCUUCGUCAGCGUCCUCGAAGUUCUCGCCAGCCGCAACUUCCACGUCAGCAGCGCCACGUGGAACCGCGUCCACGUGGUGUACAGCCUGUCAAAGGAUCUGGGCCUCCCGGGUUUCCGGGUCGGAGCCAUAUACUCCAACGACCCCCUCGUCGUCGCCGCCGCCACCAAAAUGUCGAGCUUCGGCCUCGUCUCCUCCCAAACUCAGUACCUCCUCUCCGCCAUGCUUUCCGACGCCAAAUUCGCCAGAAAUUACAUCGCCGAGAACCGCCGCCGCCUCAAGGCCCGCCACGACAUGCUCGUCGGCGGCCUGAAAACCGCCGCCGGCAUCCCCUGCCUGGAGAGCAACGCCGGCCUGUUCUGCUGGGUCGACAUGAGACACCUUCUGACCUCCAAUACAUUCGAAGCUGAAAUGGAUUUGUGGAAGAAAAUCGUGUACGACGUCGGACUGAAUAUCUCGCCGGGAUCUUCCUGCCAUUGCCGGGAACCUGGAUGGUUCCGUGUCUGCUUCGCCAACAUGUCCGAAGACACGCUCAACCUCGCCAUCCAACGGAUCAAAGUGUUCGUCGAUUCCAUCAAUUCCAGUCGAAUUAAUUCCAGGAAUGAUUCAACCAAGAAUUCCAGAUCGAGAAAGGCGCUCACGAAAUGGGUUUUUCGACUCUCGUCGUCGUUUCACGACCGUGAACGUGAACGGUAGACGAUAGUCCGCCGCCGGCGGGGUGUCUGUCGACGCGCGCCACCCAUUCAUUCUCUUCUUCCAAAAUUUUUAACUCAAUCAUACCUAUUGAGUUACCCAUUUUUUUUUUUUUUUUUUAUAAAUUUGGAGUUGUUCACAGCUCUCUGGUUAGAAAAAGAGAGAGGAUCGAUUCGCACUCUGUCCACGUACAUGGACGUGAAGUGAUAAUCAUUCAAUUUGUUAUGA